AGUCUUUUAGUCGAGGUUGAGUCUGAAGAGGUGGGUCUUUAGUUUGCGGCGGAAGAUGUGAAGGUAUACAACAAUUUACCAGCUGAUGGGAUAAAUCCGUACAUAACCAUUCAUAACUGUUAAUCAACGUGAGAAAUGUACACAAAAUUGAUGACUGCGCUGUGCUGAGCCUGAGUAACUGAAGGGAAAGCGAUGACAGGAAUACUCCGCCCUCGGCGACAGCUCAAAACCAACACGAUGCUUGUAGAGUCAUACAACCAAAGUCACGAUUAGCGUCGGCAAUGUCCUUCCAAAAAAAAUGACAUUGCGUCUUCACAGCAAUAGAUCAAAUGCUAUGACAAAAAAGACAUAACUACCUCCAUGUAAACCUGGUAAAGGUCACUGACCUCUGCCGAUGGAUGGGACGGCCUGCACGGGGAGGGCCACCGACCUUAGGUAUAGCCUAACACUGCCUUACAACCCCUCCUGCUUGGUCCAACCCCUCCACUCAUACUAGCAGAGGUUAUAAUUGAUUGUUAUUUGGGUUUUUUUGUGACGUUGAAAGCACAAUUGUUUAUCCCAAAAACCAUUCCAACCCCUCAGGUUAUUAACACAUUUUCUGCUCUCUUUCCAUCCAUGUAUUAUUUCACAUUCAAACUGUGAUUCACCCUUUUCUGUUAUUUUUAGAGCCUUUUCAAAAGCAAAAGCUUAAAAGAUGGAGGAAAUGAACACAGUGCUGCAGUGUUGGCCUGCACAGUAAUUCCUCACCUCCAUGCAAGUGAAUGAACAACAGUCGGAGCCUCGAGAAUUCUGCUGUUUACACAGUGAGAAUGAGCAGAAAUGCAUGAAACAUUUUUAAAUCCCAUGUGAUUUCUGGAAAUGCGGGCUGUCUUGCUCUUGUCUCCAUCCGCUUUACAUACAGGAACGGCUUCAAGGUUUACACUGAGAUUAUUUGAAUUUCAGAGUGUUUGAUAUUUGAUAAUGGUGCCGCGCGUGUUUAUAGACUCUAGACUUCACCGCCCAAGGUUUCCUAUCAUGUUUGUUCAGAUACAUAUCAAUCAGCUGUCUUGGAAUAGCUGCACAUAAACAUUCUGAGUAGCAGGGGAAAUGAAGAAACAAAUGUUUGUGAAACAAAUGCAUUAAUUUGCCAUGUUGGAACAGUUGUUGUCUCAAUACCUCUUAAUGAGUGGUGUGUGUGUCGUAAAGAGAAAUUCCAGAUAAAACUUGAAAUUGUUUGUAUUAAAAAAUCGCUAUGUUUACGUAUUUGUGCCGUAGUUUCCCUUUUUCUACUUUGCACUUGUCGCGGAACGAUUCCUCCCGCUGCGCGUUUCUUUCCGGUCUGUUUUUGGUGUAGCACAGGCGGGGGAAGAUGUCGGCGGCCAUGUUUGAUGCCGCUCUGCUGUCAGUCCGCUCGGUGGACGUGUCGUGAGAACAGCACAGACACGGACCUCCUCGCCGAUGGCCGCGCUGUGGGCAAAGAUCUCUGCGGCUCUGCCUCGCCACGAGGAGCAGCUCCCUCUGCGCUUCAGCGACAAAGUGGAGUCGAGCGUGGUGGAAAUGCUGCGGCGGUCCCGGCGGCAGCUUUACAGCGACGACGACAACGCCGCCGCCGCCGCCGCCCGGAUGCUGAACGCGCAGAUCAUUUUGGACGUUUCGUGGGAGAGACUCAACGCGGGAACGUGGCGCCACGUGGACAAAGAGUGGAGGCGCGUUUAUUCCUACGGCUGCCUGUUCAAAGCGGCCGCUCUGUGCCGCCGCGGCCCCUCGGCGGACGAGGUCCUGCUGGCCGUGAGGACUUGUGACAUGGGUCUUCUCAUGGGCGCGGCCAUCAUGGACAACAUACUGCAGGUUAUUGUUGGGAUUCUCCAAGGGGAAGUCAGGAGAUCCACCGACCUCCAGGAGGAGAGUGGACGCGCUGAGGUCAAGAGAAAGAAGACGGAGUGUUCACGUCUUCCUGUGAUCAACGACGAGUCAGCAGUUCCCCGGAUAAAGUGUCCUUCAUUGGAGAGCUUCAGCACCAACUACCUGCUCCCCCUCAAACCGGUGGUCUUAGAGGGGACCAUCGCGCACUGGCCCGCCCUCAACCAACGCCCCUGGAGCCUAGAAUACUUGCGGGGCGUCGCCGGCUGCCGGACGGUCCCCGUGGAGGUGGGCUCCAGGUACACGGACGAGGAGUGGUCCCAGACGCUGCUCACGGUCAAUGAGUUCAUUGAGCGACACGUUUUGGAUGAAGAGGGAGUGGACGGUUUGGGUUAUCUCGCCCAGCACCAGCUUUUUGAUCAGAUACCAGAGCUGAAGGAAGACAUCUGCCUCCCGGAUUACUGCUGCCUGGGUGAAGGAGACGAGGACGACAUCACCGUCAACGCCUGGUUUGGGCCCCGAGGGACGGUGUCUCCUCUCCACCAAGACCCUCAGCAGAACUUCCUGGCUCAGGUGGUGGGAAGCAAAUACAUCCGCCUAUAUUCCCCAGAGGACACAGACAAGCUGUACCCUCAUCCAUCACCGCUCCUCCACAACACCAGUCAGGUGGAGGUGGAGAACCCGGACGCGGAGCGCUUCCCGGAGUUCUCCCGGGCUCCGUACGCCGAGUGCGUGCUGCGGCCUGGAGACGUGCUGUUCAUCCCCGUCCGGCACUGGCAUUACGUGCGCUCCCUGGAGCUCAGCUUCUCCGUCAGCUUCUGGUGGUCGUGACGGCACAAUUAACGCCAUUAAAAGUUAUUUUUGUACAGAACGAUCUUGCGUGGAGCUCAAUUUUCCGGUGGCGAGAAAUCAACCGUGAGUUUUUAAGUAAUGCGAGGCUAAUUCUGAUGAAUCCAAGGACCAACCGCUGAUCACACAAACCUUUAAUCUAUGAGCGACGAACACUCGCUGCUGAGUGAUUAGUUUAAUUGUGCUGCAGAUGAUUGCGACAACAUCUAUUGUGUGGAAAGCGAACAGCGGGGAGAAAAGACCCACAAAUGAGCAGUUAGAACUGUUUGUGCUCGUCUCAUCCUGCAUACAAUUACAGAGAGUUGUUAGUCAUCCACUUGAUAAGCUAUGUUUCUCUUUUCAAAUGAAUAUAUUUCAUUGUGUUGUGAACCUUAUUCAAACAACUAUCCUCAGAUGUGUGAUUUCCAUAAUUCAUGGAAAUGAGGCAAGUCUUCAAAUUGAGUAACCGAGCGCGCUGCGGGUGUAAAGAUGUGCUGGUAAACACACGAGGAUUAACAGGUGAAAGGAACAGAGACUGAAGGCGCCCGGACUGCGAAGGCUUCACGCGUCGGACCGCUAACGGGCUGCGCCCGCGUUUCCCACGGGUCCGUAAAGGGAACUAAAUCGCGCUUUUGAUUGGCUUUCCAGUCCAAUGGAAAAUGACGGCGGAGUGAAACUGAUGAAGACUUUUUUUUUUUUUUUGAUAAAAGGAUCCACAAAGUGUAACAUAAGGAAA
This is a messenger RNA of Gasterosteus aculeatus aculeatus (three-spined stickleback), 3403 nucleotides long. It is a transcript of the gene kdm8, whose product is annotated as lysine (K)-specific demethylase 8. Lineage: Eukaryota; Metazoa; Chordata; Actinopteri; Perciformes; Gasterosteidae. Gene Ontology annotation, cellular component: nucleus. The record is from RefSeq and is a predicted model, not a curated record. Gene Ontology annotation, molecular function: histone H3K36 demethylase activity.